AUGGAGCGCAGCUCACUUCCUACAAGCUCGAGCAAGGUGACAGGUAGGAAACAUUGUUCUGCCAUUCCGCAGAAAUCGAAUACUGACGAUGUUCGUGGGACAGCUCAAUGCGUCGACCCUUCGGACCUUUUCUCGACCUUCAAACCACUUUUACUUCAAUAUUUGCCCUUGCGUAAUCUACACUGGAAGUCUCCAAACCGGCCCCUGAGAUCGAUUAACACCCUGCAUGUGGACCUUAUUAAAGAUGGAAAUGAGACCACUUCCGUACCUGAAAGGCGCCAUCAGAUACCAGGCCUGCGUCAAACACCCUACUUGAAGAUAUAUCUGCUCAGAUGCGAUGACAAUGAGACUUAUAAAGCAACCUGCCGGAAGCAAAUAAGGGAAUGGAUUAAGAGCACUGCACAGCAGGCAGAAAGCAAAACAGCAGCAAGUAAUCAGGAAAAACACGAUGCCUUCGAAUGGCUCAUUGUUCAUGUGGUCUUCCCGGAAACACCUGCUGCAGCCCAGUUACGGAAAUCGAAAGAGGCUCGGUUGGGCACAACAGAUAGCUCAGACAGCAUCACUAACAAGUCGAAAUGGCCAGGCAAGGGCUCCUCAAACGUAUUCGAGAAACUUCGUGCGGAUUUCAAUGGGUCCUCGAAAUCAGCUGUUGAGCGUGUCGCUCAAAUAAGCGUUCCAAAUGCGGGACAGCAGAUAUCCGUUGAGAUGCAGGAACAAUUCCAUGAUCUUGUAGAGAAACUCAAAUUGACCAUCCUUUCCUCGUUCGAUCUUCGAGUCAGCCAGUAUGAAGAAGACAUCCAGGAAAAAGACAGUCAGCGGAUACUACCUGGCUGGAAUUUCAAUACCUUCUUCGUACUUAAGGAGGGUCUCGCCAGGGGGUUUGAGAAUGUGGGUCUUUUCGAGGACGCACUUGUCGUUUAUGACGAGCUGGCACAUGGCUUGGAUAUCAUUAUUCACGAACAAUUGGAAGUUAAAGGCUCUGACCAUGGCGGUAGAUUUCUUCCGUACAGUGACGAACUGAAGGACAAAAUUCAAGCAUGUUUAAAAGAUACGAACGAGGGCACUGGAGAUAAUGCCCGCCCAAAUCUCGAUCUGGAUGCUGACCCGGCUGUGCGGUUGCAACGUCGGGAUUAUCCUCUAGACGCAAGUAGAAGUCCGUUCCGGGAGCUCAUUCUUGCAAACGACAUUUCCAUCUUCGACUUCCGUUUAUACAUUUUUUCCCGGCAGCUGGAUUUGCUUUUAAGAAGUGCCAAUGCACGUUCUGUUGCAGAUGAACCAUCAGAAUCGCAAGCAGAACAUUCAGCGCUUGAGGAACAAUUUUUACCUUUGGCUGAUGCCUGUCAACGGACACUGGACUUUGUGACGAAUGGAACACGUACUUUGCGCCAUGACCUUGAAUUGGCACUGGAGAUGAACGAAGUCAUGUCAACAGAUGAAAGACACUUUCGGAGCUCGGUCAUCUCAAAUUUUAUCCUCUCUUGGAUGUACGUAUCAUCGCUACAAGUAUUGGCACAAACAAGUAGUCCCGGCUUGAUCCUACCGUCAGCUGAAGCCAUGCCUUCUCGGACGAUUAGUAAGUCGAGUUCUCGUUUCCAGGCGUCAAAUCCGUUUAAAUCUGCCAUCGAGCCUUCGCCCAGGACUUUCUCUCGGACACCAAGUCCUAUAAAGUUAGACUUGACGGCGCGUUCAGCUCGGUCUGGUAAUGGGCUCGCACAACCGAGCAGCACGUUGGCGAGCAGGACCGGCGCGGAGGAACUAGCAGGUGCAAGAGCAGAGCUUUACCUGCUUGCAAGAGCAGCUGUGCAACAAAUUGGUGACCAGCAUGGUUGGACAAAUCGAUGGAGUGUUCCUGGGCUUGCCGAGGUGCAGGAUGUGGCACUGGAGACAGCCCAUCUCCCGAAUGGAGAAGCUGCCGAGAAAGUAAUGUGCCCCGUCAUUAAUGGUCUUCAACAUCUUGAUCUUAGGAGCAUCUUUCAUUCUAAGAAGUCUUUCAAUAUGCUGUUCGGGUGUCUGACCACGUUCAGUUACCGUCAUCUGUUAGUUGCGAAAAGGACGAAUUCUGCAGAGAAGGCCAUCGCCGAACUCGCAGUGUUGAAGUAUGAAGCUGGCGAAUACGAAUCAGGAGCAUCUUACCUUGGUCGUAUAGCCUCUUACUAUAGCGACGCUCAAUGGCCAGCCCUGGAAACAACGUUUUUGGAGCUUUAUGCGAGUUGCAUGAAGGAGCUUGGUCGUCAUGGUGAGUAUGUCAGCAGUCUCCUCAGACUCUUGGGCCAAGUCCGACGCUCUCAGCAGACAUAUCCUUUAUCCUCUGUCGACAGAUAUCUAGCUGAACUCUGGUUGUUCUCGGAGAAUCUGACAAGUUCUGUCUCCGCAAAGUUCAGUGACUUCUUUUCUAUAAGGAGAUUAGCUCCGUAUAUUCAUCAUCAUCAAGAUCGGGAUGGUUUCUUCAUCUCCAUGGACUUAGCUUUCAUUGGCGCCAGUGUUGAAGUACCUAAUGGCCUUCAAAUGACACUUUCGUCGACCCACGAGUCGACUCCAUCGACAAUCACUUUGCAUAGCCACCCCAUCAAGAUCGUCAACUCACCCAUUCGAGUUGAGCUCAACUCUAAUCUAUCUAUCUUUGGCUGGUAUGUUAUCGAAAAAUUAGAGUUGAAAAUCGGCAAUAUCCUCUUCAUAGAGAACUACAAAGACAAGUUUUCAGCUCUGGUCGAUCAACCGAAGCUCAAUCAUCAUCGUUCGUUGCGAUUCUUCAUCUAUCCGCCAUUUCGUUCUCUGCAAGCAACUGCUUGCCCUGCUCAUUAUCUACAUCUAGCACAACCUCGUUCGAUACAAAUUGAGAUGCGGACUGGAUGGAACGAGAUUCAAGCUUGUACCUUGUCGAUGAAAUCCGGCACACCUGGUCUUAGACUUCGUUUGCAUGAUGCUAAAGUUCAGGCAACGGAUGGCCUUGAAACGCCAUCCUUGACAGGUCCCAGAGAGAGUACGCAGGCAAUUCAAGUGACACACUGUCCAGCAGACUCAGAGUACCAAUUUUUGAUCCCUUACACGGUGGAAAAUGCAGACAUACCUGUCAUUAGUGCCAGAUUAGAUAUCGAGUACUCCACAGCCAAAGGCAACUUUCUUUACUCCAGUGUGGUUGCUAUAAACACAAUUCUUCCUGUCAGCGUUAAUGUCCAGGACCUUUUCAAGGAAAAUGCGUUGUUUUCACGCUUCACCAUCAGCCCCGCAACGCUUGUCCCACUACGACUCUGGACGUACGAGAUGCAGAGCUCAGAAGAAACCUACAGCAUAGAAUCGCAUGCGGAUAACGAGGACGCGAUGGAUGUAUUCCCAAAACAGCCUGCAAGCCUAAUGUACAAAUUCACACGCUUACAACCUACUUCUGUGCUAAGAAACGGAGAACCUCCUCUAGCUCUCUCUGUCAGAUUCAGCUGUCUCGAUGAAGUUGUCCUCAAAGUGAUCGAGCAACAUUUCAUAGCGUCGGUCACAGCGGGUCCCGUUGCUAGCCUCGCCCAACCGUUGUGUGCACAUCUCCUGUCGACAUUUCGCUCGCAGUGGUCAGCCCUGGAUCUCGAGGUUAUCUGUCUGUGCCAUGAAAUCGAGAUCUGGCCGUUCGAGGACCUUGGUUGGGAGGCUGUGUUGAAGGGAUUCGAUAUCACAACAAGCGGUCUGGCAAAGACCUGGCUUCAAGAAUGGCAUCAACACAAUGUUAUCAUACCUAUUUAUAGCGACUUGGGUGGAAGUGACCCACCAUCCCGGCAGAUUGUGAUUCCAGUCGACAUUCCCAAGCCACCAAUUGUUGUUACCGCAUCACUCUACGUCGACUCCAGGCAAACCGAAGCUGUGAAAAUUGGCGAGGCUCUGCUAGCUGACUUGGAAAUUUCAGUCACGCGGGACUGGGCAGCAGCUGAGUCUUUGACUGAAAAAGAUGUCCAGCUGCAGAUAUCUUUUGAGGUGCUGGCACCACCUGAUAAUUGGACAAUUGGUGGUACGAGGAAAGGGCGCUUACUUGCGCAAGACCCGGUGCAAUCCAUGCCUGUCAUCCUCUUGCCUCAGCGAACAGGAAAUUUGCUGUUACCAUCUGUUGAGGUAAAGUGCUAUAAGGUGGAGACAUUGGAAAGAGAUGGUCCUUCUUCAGAAGGCACAAGGGUACCAUGUGAAGUCGACCUCCGAAGUCUGGCUCAAAGUGUGCAUGUUGUCAGUGGUAUGAAGGAGACUGUCGUUGAGAUAGAAGUUGAUGCUGAGGCCACAAACCACACUGGUAGCGAAAAAAGAACCUGGCUUGUUGGCAGCAAAGGCAGGAGACCGCUAUGA
Messenger RNA from Endocarpon pusillum Z07020, 4314 nucleotides. RefSeq lists its product as uncharacterized. Gene Ontology annotation, cellular component: TRAPPII protein complex. The record is from RefSeq and is a predicted model, not a curated record. Gene Ontology annotation, biological process: early endosome to Golgi transport; intra-Golgi vesicle-mediated transport. The transcript has a single exon. The coding region runs from base 1 to 4314 and encodes 1437 amino acids. Lineage: Eukaryota; Fungi; Ascomycota; Eurotiomycetes; Verrucariales; Verrucariaceae.